UAGGUUUGUUCUCCUCUCCGACUUUGGAUCUUGUUUGGUUGCCGAGAUGCUGGAAAACAGCUGAGAGGCCGCGCGCAUAACCAAACCCGAACUCACCUGCGUGAGAAGGGAAUGCCCUUAAAGAAGUCGUCCACCUCCGACAUUUCCGGUCUUUUCUCAAACUUUUUCUUGUCACCUAGUGCGGACCAGACAGUCCAUGGGGUCUGUAGGUAACCAGUAUUUGUUGAAUUAAACCUAGAGGUACAGAAGCAUCCUCUUUGGAUGGGUGAGUUGGGAAAAACUGCACUGAAGAGGAUUUGGUUAUGGAACUGAAGAUUAUGUCAAGUUUGGAUGGAUAAAAACCAAGGCGCUUUUGUAUCUCCAGAAUAUAUCAGAAAGAUUUUUCAGUAAAUGUGGAGUGAAUAAGUGAAAGUAGUCAAAAGAACGGAAAGUAGCUCUGCUGGUGUGAGAAAGGAACAUCCUACAUACGGUGUUUAUUAUUUCUGGAAAGACAACCUGUCUUCUGGACAAACUGACAAGUUUAUGGUAUAUGGUUUCCUCCCUUUUAUUGGAUUUUGUCUCUAAUGAGUUGGAUUUUAUAAAUCAUUGGUUGCAGGUUUUCUCUUAGUCUUUUGCCUAAGAAUAUAGCAAAUGUCACAUCUUUUCACCAGUGUAGAUUACUUCAUACCACAUUGUCAAGAAAAGGACUGGAAGAAUUUUUUGAUGACCCAAAGAAUUGGGGGGAAGAAAAAGUGAAAUCUGGCGCUUCAUGGACCUGUCAGCAAUUAAGGAAUAAAAGUAAUGAAGAUUUACAUAAACUUUGGUAUGUCCUACUGAAAGAAAGAAACAUGCUCUUAACUUUAGAGCAGGAGGCCAAGCGGCAGAGGUUGCCAAUGCCAAGUCCGGAGCGGUUAGAAAAGGUAAUAGAUUCCAUGGAUGCCUUGGAUAAAGUUGUCCAGGAAAGAGAGGAUGCCCUAAGACUUCUUCAGACUGGUCAAGAAAAAGCUAGACCUGGUGCCUGGAGAAGAGACAUCUUUGGAAGAAUCAUCUGGCACAAGUUCAAGCAGUGGCCUAUACCUUGGUACCUAAAUAAAAGAUACAACAGGAAACGAUUCUUUGCAAUGCCCUAUGUGGAACGUUUUAUGAGAUUGAGAAUUGAGAAACAAGCCCGCAUUGAAGCAAGGAAGAAAAGUUUAGAGAAAAAGAAAGAAAAAUUUCUUCAGGAAAAGUUUCCACGUCAUUCUGAAGCCCAGAAGUCAAGUGUUGUCUAAGAUGUCUGGAUUCUGAAGUUACUAUUUUGUUUUCCUUGGAUAACAAUCUAUAUACAAAAGUAAAUAUGUAUUAAGUAA
Molecule: messenger RNA, 1328 nt
Organism: Felis catus (domestic cat)
Lineage: Eukaryota; Metazoa; Chordata; Mammalia; Carnivora; Felidae
Gene: MRPL47
Product: mitochondrial ribosomal protein L47
Exons: 7
Coding region: 828-1250 (140 amino acids)
Biological process (GO): mitochondrial translation
Cellular component (GO): mitochondrial large ribosomal subunit; mitochondrial ribosome
Molecular function (GO): structural constituent of ribosome
Source: RefSeq, a predicted model, not a curated record